Molecule: messenger RNA, 1599 nt
Organism: Sinocyclocheilus grahami
Lineage: Eukaryota; Metazoa; Chordata; Actinopteri; Cypriniformes; Cyprinidae
Exons: 1
Coding region: 205-1599 (464 amino acids)
Source: RefSeq, a predicted model, not a curated record
UUCCCCAAAUCAUCAAAGGACAGAAAGGUUCUUCUUGAGAAAUUCCGAAACCUUGGCAACUUCAAGCACAACUCAAUUGUUAAAACCACAGGAUCAGGCUGUCUUAAAGUGAAAAGGAGUUCCAAACAGAGCAGCAGCCCUGAGACGUAUGAUUACUGCUUGUACUGUAAGGGUAUGUUAUCCAGAAAAUAACUUUCUCGACAUAUGAAAAGAUGUGCUCUCAGACCAGAGAAUAAUGUUGAAGAGGGGCCUGAGUUGAGAGAGAGAGUCUUUGGUAUAGCAUCUGCUCAAUCCACAAUGUCCCAGCCAAUUUCAAGUGAACUUUGGUCAGUGCUGGGCAAAAUGCACAAGGAUAACGUGUCCACUGCAAUAAGGAAUGAUCAUUAUCUCAUGCAGUUUGCCCAGUCCCUCUUUAAUAAGCAUGGGAGUGACAGAUCAAAGCAUGAGUAUAUAAGGCAGAAAGUAAGGGAACUUGGGAGAUUACUUGUGACUUUGCGCCACACAACAAGAAUCCGUAACAUGGAAGAGGCAAUAAAACCAGGCAACUUCUUUAUUCUUACUAGUGCUGUCAGGAGAGUUUCAGGUUUUGAUCACGAAAACAGCACAUUCAAAGCCCCAAGUUUGGCCCUGAAAAUUGGGCAUUCUCUCAGAAAGAUAAGUGACCUCAUUAUGUGUCGUGCUCGCAUGGAAGAGGACCAAGAGGUGAUCGAUUCCAUCAGGAGGUUUCAUACACUUCAUGAAACAAAGUGGUCUGAAUUAGUUUCCCAUUCUGCCUUAUCAAACCUGAGUGAGGCAAAAUACAACAAGAGCACCAGGCUUCCACUGGCCAAAGACGUUCAGAAGCUACAGUUAUAUCUUGGUCAGCAAGUGGAAUUGACUAAGGAGAAACUAGCCGAUGACCCAACAGCAGGCACUUAUGCAGCACUAGCAAAGGUGACCCUCUGUCGAGUCAUUUUGUUUAAUAGGAGGAGGGAAGGUGAAGUGGCACGGAUGACUGUAAAAAAAUUUGAAGAUCGUGACAUGUCCCAACUAAACGAUGACAUAAGCACUGGGCUUACAGAAGUUGAGAAGAGACUUUGCAAACAAUUCGCCAGAGUGGAACUGAGGGGGGGAAAAGGACGAAAGGUUGCUGUGAUCCUGACUUCUGAUAUGACUGCUAACCUGUCACUCCUCAUUAGUAAGAGGAAAGAGUGUGGAGUAACUGAAAACAACAAUUACCUCUUCGCUAUUCCUUUUAGUGAUGGUCACUACAGAGGGCAGUUUGGUCAAUUUGCAGAUGCUUGUGGAGCCGAAGAUCCUCAAAACCUCAGAUCAACUAACCUUCGCAAACAGAUUGCCACAAUAAGCCAAGUUAUGAACUUGAAAGAUAAUGAACUGGACCAGCUGGCCGAUUUUCUCGGCCAUGACAUUAGGGUGGAUAGGGAGUACUAUCGACUGCCCCAAUCAACAAUUCAGCUGGCUAAGAUCUCAGAGCUGCUUAUGGCUAUGGAGAAGGGAAGUGUGAAGGAUAUUCAAGGAAAAUCUCUGGACGAAAUUGGUGGUAUGCAUCAUUUACAUGUUGUUAAAUCUACUUGGUGUAUGUGUAUAUGGUUGGUGUAA